UAAAUGUCAUUUUAAAAGGAAAUCAUAAUCCAAACAACUUUAUUUGUAAUAUUGACAUAAGUACUAAACUCAGAUUUCAGGAUAUUUGUUUGUGGAUUCAUAAUAAGUGAAUAUUCUUUUUUCCGUUUGCAUUUCAGCACCUGUUCAAAUCUGUCUGUAUUCAGCUGUGAGAGAUAUCAAAAUUUGUUUUCUUCCGGGGUAAAGAGACUGUUCCCAGAAUACAAAGUUUUGAAAUCAUAUACAUUUCAUACUUGUUUAGGAAUUUCACGAUGCUAGCUUGGUAAUUGGAAUUUUGUCUUGUGGGAUAAAACUAAAUUUAAAAAUAAAGGCGAUGUGCAGUGCAAUUGUCCUCUUGGGUGGUCAAGUUCAGUCAGCAGUGAUAUGUUCUGAGCCAACAAACCUAGCUGAACGGUACUCCCAAUAUUUGUCCCAAGAAUCGGGGUCAAGUAUAGAUGAAAUACUGGGCUCCUAUUCAACCAACAACACACGUCCUGAUGAAGAAGAACAACUUAUCUACGGUACAAAAGUAUGUCCUUCAAGCCUUAGAGUCAUUACAUCGGACCCAAAGAGCAAAGUCCACGAAAGAACUACUUGUCCAUAUUUCCUUGUGGCUUCUCAUCUUUCAACUCGGUAUCCAAAGAUUAUAACUGAGGCUCGGUGUAAAUGCCAAUCUUGUCUGGAAGAAAAUGGUCAUAGUACGGCCACUCGGUGUGAGCCCGUGUACAGACCGGUCAGGAUUCUUACUAGGAAAUCAGACUGUGUUGAUGGUGUUUAUCAGUAUUCAGAGGAAACAUAUAUGAAGCAAGAGGGAUGUACUUGUGCCAAAAAGACCGAAGCUGUUUCAGGCUCUGGGUCAAAUACAAGUUCUGGUGGUGAUCCUGACACUAUGUGAAUAACUAUAGGCAGCAUUUACCAAAGUCUUUCAAAGGCAUCCCUGGAAACGAUACUCAGUUCUGAAAAUGUUGUGUAUUCAUGCUGUAUAAUGGUAAUUUAUUGUGUGUCUGUUUAAUAUAUAUUGUGUGUGUGUCUGUGAAUUUUAAAUUGUCUCAGAUUUUUGCAUUUUAUUCGAUGUGCUUUUUGCUCUCUAUCAUGUCAAAUAUUUUACUAAUUUUUACAUAUUUAUUUUUUAUAUUUUGAAUUUUAGAAGUUAUUUUGCAAUGAUAUAUAAUAUAUAUACAAAGGUUGUUAAAUUAAAAAGUUUACAAUUUAAAGAA
Messenger RNA from Saccostrea cuccullata (small rock oyster), 1214 nucleotides. Its product is annotated as interleukin 17-like protein. Gene Ontology annotation, molecular function: cytokine activity. Gene Ontology annotation, cellular component: extracellular region. The coding region runs from base 332 to 892 and encodes 186 amino acids. The transcript has 2 exons. The record is from RefSeq and is a predicted model, not a curated record. NCBI's taxonomy places the organism in Eukaryota, Metazoa, Mollusca, Bivalvia, Ostreida, Ostreidae.